Aegilops tauschii subsp. strangulata is the source of this 8382-nucleotide messenger RNA. RefSeq lists its product as uncharacterized. The record is from RefSeq and is a predicted model, not a curated record. Lineage: Eukaryota; Viridiplantae; Streptophyta; Magnoliopsida; Poales; Poaceae. Gene Ontology annotation, molecular function: protein binding.
AACUUCAAACCCACCGAAUAUUUUUAGAAUUUUGCGAACGGAAACAUUUUUCAAUGGGCUUUUAUCUCGUGGUAGGUGAGUUCCAAGAAAAGGAAAAACUCGUGGCGGCUGCCAGCAAUGAACACUUCGCCGUUUCUUCUUCCAAUGUGUCACCUCUGAACACCAUGGCGACCUCGGGUGCAGCGCGGCGAGGAGCAUGGAUGAAGCGCGAGCAAUGUUCCGGUCCUCCUUCUCCAUCUCAUUCUUCCCUCUCACUCACGUUCCCUCUAGCUCUCCAAAGGAGUGCGAGGAGCAUGCAUGGAUGGAGUGUGUGCUGUAAAAAUGGCGGGAGGCAUGCAGUACGUUCCUUUCUUGUCCUUCCUGGCAGAUUCUGAUCUAAAGAGGAAUGGGAGAAAAAGCUCACCAAAAUGGAUCGGCAGCGGCAUACAUUGCCUGCAACUGCAAGCAAGGAACCAUAUGCGAUGCGUGGAUGCUUUGCCAAAGGGAAAGCAACAGCAAGGUGCCAAGAGCAGCUCGAGCCAUUACCGCUACACCACCCGUCAUCUUCUCAAACACACACGCCUUCUCCUUCCAUCUCUUGCGGCGCGUUCUGUCGCAGAGUGGAAUUUCCUUUUGAUGCAAGCAAAAGAUGAUUGACUGAUCGUGUACAUAUCUUCGCCUGAGACUGGGUUUCUUGGAGAUAACAUUUUUAUUUCCUCUGCAAGUGUCCUUAACUCGCUCCUCCUCCAAGCUCCAACCCUCGGCGCUCUAGAGGUACUUGCUGCAAUGCACCAAACCAGUAGUAAUUUUAGAGAAAGUGGACUCAGGGUGGAAGAGGUUGGGGAAGAGUGGGGAUUUCAGGAAAUUUGGUGCAGGGGAGGGAUUCACCAAAUCCCCAAUAAUCCCUAGCCCCCUUGGGGCUUGAAAACCCUUUGUGCCAAACAAGGCGGCUAUGGCGUAACCGCCGCUGCCCACGCUCCCCUCCGGUGCCUCCCCCGGCCCUUCCCUGCCCCUCGCUGCCGAGAGAACGCCGCCAUGGCAAGCCUGCGGUGUGCGCCUCCUGCUGGCCGCGGCCGUCCGUGCCGUGCUAGCUCCCUCCAUCCCCGUCGGCGUGCCUCAUUGGCAUGAGAGAGGAAAUGUGGCAGGGUAUGUUGAUUCCGGCUGUAGUAUUUCAAUCCACCAGUAACACCGUGGAAUCGCCGGAUCCAGUUACCUUGGCCUGGGGAUGAUACAGCAUCGAUGUCAAGAUUGGACUGUCAAAUAAGAUGGAGGUACUAGUAUACUCGCAGUAGUAUGUUCCUUUAGCAAGGAACCAUGCCAUGCUUUGGCAAAAGGAAAGCAACAGCAAGAUGCCAAAAGCAGCUCGUAGCGUUACCAUUACGCCACCCAUCUUCUGUUCAUCCCGUUGCAGAGCUCUAACACAAAAUGACAGAGAAAAAUUUUGUUUUUUUUCAAGCAAGAUGAUGGAGUGAUCAGAGAUACCUUUGCCUUGGGCUGGGUUUUCUUGGAGAUAACUCUUCUUUUCCUCUGCAAGUGUUCUUCGCCCCUCCUCGACCUGAUUCGCCCGUGGAGCUCCAGAGGUAGGUGCUGCAAUUGCAUCUUAUACCAUCACCCCUAUCUGCUUAAGAAUUUCGCACGAGCAUUUAAACAACUGAUAUACAAUAUAACAAAAAGCAGCACACGACAGUUGCUUCCUGUGUAGUAUACCUUUUUUUACUAGCUAGGUUGCUUGAAGAGGGGGGCUUACAGGGGAACUGUUAUGCACAAAUUGCUAAUAAGGCUACUCAUUAUAACUAGUUUCACUUAACCAAACUGAUGACAGGGAGAUGAUGGAUUGUAAUAAGAUUGGUAACUAGUAUGUUUCUCUCUUUUUCCAUUACGCAAAGGAAGUUUGUGCGAUGCCUGGCAGAUUCUGCUCUAAAGAUAAAAGAAAAGUUCACCAGUGGACCAGCGGCGAUCGACACUAGCUACCCGCAAGUGCAAGCAAGGAACCAUGGAUGCAUGCUUUGGCAAAAGGAAAGCAAUAACAAGAUGCCAAAAGCACAUACAGUUACCAUUACACCACCCAUCUUCUGAAACAUACGCGUCUGCUCUACCUUGCAGUGCGCGUUCUGUUCCAGAGCUCUACCAAAGCUCGUGCCAUUGACAAGAGCGAAAUUUUCUCUUGUUUUAAACCAAGAUGACCGAGUGAUCAGAUAUAUCCUUGCCCGGGACUGGAUUUCUUGGGGACAAAUUUUCUAUUCUCUGCAAGUGUUCUUCGCUCCUCCCCGGCUUGAUUCGCGCUUGGGGCUUCUAGAGGGAGUGGAGAAAUCUGCGCCCCAUGGGUUAGAUAUUUGUUUAUCCCGGUCUUCUUCUGCUGGUAUUAGUUUUCUGUCAAGAAGUUCAACAUGCCCACACUGUAUGUGAAGGAUUUUGAUGACGCCGUCAGACAAGUGGUUGAUCUUUUGUAUGAAAGCGAUGGUACUGCAGAAGGCAAAAUUAAAACAUUCUUGCUUCAUGGUUGGUUCGACCAGACUCGGUUAUUGGGAGGAUAUGCUGUUCUUAGAGCUAUAGCGAAACUUCUAAAAUCCAAAAUACGUGAUGAUUCUGACAUGAGAAAGCACUUUGACAGAAUUAUCCAUGUGGACUGCUCCCUGUGGAAAAGCAGCAGGACCAUGCAGAGGACAAUAGCAGAGGAGUUGAACCUUCGCCAUGUAAUGCACAUAUUUGAUAAGGAGGAUGAAGGUGAUGAUUUCAGUGGGGUAGACAACAGCUCUAGAAAAGCGAUACCAAGGAUCGCAAGUUUGAUUAAUAAGUCUCUAAGAGAUGAAAGAUUUCUGAUGAUUUUUCACAAUGGAGGAGGUGAAGGUAUUGAUAUGGUAGAGUGUGGCAUUCCACUUUAUGGUGAAGGUAAAUUGUUAUGUACCUAUGGUGGAAGAUUUUUGGGGGACGAGUGGAAAGAAUUCAAGUUGAUGCACACUUCUGCUAAUAUUAAUAUUUAUCUGGCGGCAUAUUCUACAUAUAUUGCUGCACCACUUAUUGAAAAUGUAUUGCACAAAGAAGCUGCUGCAGUGAUUGGUGACACCGGUCUGGAUGGCAUCAACACAGAAACAGUUUUGGAUUGCUUCUUGUACACAUUAUUCCUAACAACAAGACUACCUGAAAACUUUACUGGUGUUGACUAUGGUUGGGCGACUCAUGCUUGUAACUACUGGAUAUGUGAUGGAAUCCUUGGUGAGGACAAAACAUGGGAGAUUGGCAAUACAUUGUAUCAUGUGAUACCACUGUUGGGCAAUUCUACUUUCGAAACAAGACUUUUGGAUGGACAGAAAAAACCCUAUGUGGGCUGGUAUUCAGUCACCUCCAACAAACUAAGGGCAGACGAUAUCUCUAAUGUUCCUGGCAGUGCAUCAUCAUAUUUCUUAACAUUUCAGGGAGAUGAUGAUCCAGUAUAUGUACGUAAUGAUUUGUUUCAACUAGCCAGCAACAACCUCCGUGUGCUAAAACUCUACAAUUGCAGCUUCAAUUUUGCAUCUCCUCCUUUUCAGUGCUGCCACAACCUAAGAUUCCUUUGGCUUGACCAUUGUGCAAACACUGGGAAGAAGCAAAGUGGAGGGCCAAGUUUUCUGAACCUGCUGGUGCUUGACAUACGUUUCACAGAUUAUGUUUUCUUGCCUCAGAUGAUUGAACUGAUGACCAAUCUCAGGGAGCUAAAUACAAAGGGGGUCUCAUGGAAGACUGCAAGUCAUGCAUGGAAAAAGCUACAGAAGCUUCAGAAGCUCCGAUUAACAGAAUCUUCAGAUGUGGUCACGGUGGACAGUUGCUCUUCCGUAGAUAUGAUGAACCUGGAGCUGCUUGACUUGUCCGGCAACACUCACCUGGAAUCAUUGCCAACAUUAUCAUCCGCAAGAAGCCUGAAGACGCUUAUUCUUGAUGGUUGUUCCAGCUUGGAGCAAGUUGCCCUGCAAGGAGCUCCUCCACUGCUUGAAAGUUUUAGCUUCGAUGGUUAUGGCCCAGCAGAGAAUUGGACACAUUCCAUACACCUGCCACAAAAGGAAUUGCGCCUCAAGUCUCCUUUAGCUCCGGUUGAAAUAGUCAAGGUGACAAAGAUCUCCCUACACGGUUGUGGUCGAUUGCAUAACAUAUUCCUGCGUGCACUGCCCAAUCUGGAGGAACUGGACCUCUCUGGUACAGCUAUUAAAAUAAUUGACCUCAAUGCAAUGGAUGUCCCGAAACUCAAGAAGCUAUUCCUACUGGGCUGUGAGCGGCUCCGUAGCCUAAUCUGGAAAGGAUAUUCACCUAGACUGGAAGUUCUACAUGUGGAUACUCAAGGGACGAAAAGAUCAGUGGUCUGCUGUGGAGAACAGGGAUCGUUUCACUUUCAGGCACAUAUUGUUUUUACAGAUGGAAGGUUCAUUUGGUCAUUCUCAGAGGGGCUCAAUAGCCGAUCACAAAAUGUUGUCCCCAAGGUGUACCUCCUUAUCUCUUGUACGAGCCGUAGCCAAGCCAACAUCACCAAAAGUAUCAAGGAGAUUGGAUCUAGCCGACAGGGUUUGUUUCCAACAAGGCCGUUAUUACCGUAUAAUGAUAUUGCCAUGGCUAAAGAUGUUACAUGCUCGCUCUUGGUGUGGAACUGUCAACAGCUCCAAACUUUGAACGUGCAUAUCGAGAUUGGUAAAGGAAGCUAUAAUUUAGAGAGUAUGCAAGAUGAAGAGGAUUUCAGAAGUUUAGCAGAAGAUGUCGUUGAAUCAUUGCAUGUGCAUGACAAUUGCUCCAUCACUGCUAUCCCCCCAACGGAUUGGUCAUACUGGCGGAGACUAAAAUGGUGUCAUGUUGAGAGGUGCCCCAAGCUACACUCUGUGUUUCCAUCUCGGGAAAGAACAUACAGCUUUCGGCAUAUAAACAUAUUUUCAGCUUCUGAUCUCCUGGUGGCCUAUUGCAUCUGGGGAGGCAUCCAGAAAACUUGGGAUGACCCUUAUCACACACACCAGAGUCUCCAACAACUGCAGCACAUAUACCUGUACAAUUGCCCAAGGCUGGUGUUCGUCCUCCCCAUUUCCUUCACCUUGCCCAACUUGGAGACCCUCCAAAUUGCAUACUGCAGUAACCUCCGGCAUGUUUUCCCAUGGGACCACGAGACUGAGCAAAUAGCAUCUGGUUUCACAUUCGACAACCUGAAGCACAUCAAGCUACACCAUCUUCACAAGCUGGAGCAGAUAUGUGAGGUCAAAUUGACUGCACCUGCGUUGCAGACAAUUGGCCUCAGGGACUGCUGGGGUCUCAGGCGUCUCCCGGCUGUAGCACGUCAAGGUCCUAAGCCGGUGGUGGACUGCGAGAAGGACUUGUGGGACAAGCUCAAAUGGGAUGGCUUGAGGGCUGGACAUCACCCAUCGCUCUUCGAAACGCGCCACUCAACCUACUAUAAGAAGACCCUCCCGAGGGGCUCCUAUCUAAGGUGAUCUGUUGUUGCUCUGCUCUACGACACAAGGAAAUUGGUCUAUGUGAAGCAUCAGUUUGCUGCUGUUACAAUUACAAGUCAUCGUCUGACGUCUCCGAGGUGUUUCUCCAGCCGUAUGUGUGUUUGCAAAUUAAGUGUGUUCAUGCUGCUGCAUAUACUUGCACGGUGAAUAAAGUGUGUGUUUCCUUCUCACUGAGCUGCCUUGAUCUUGGUAUGCUGGAUUGGAUUGGUGUGUUUCCUUUCCACCAAGCUGCCUCGAUCUUGUUAUGCUUGAUUGUAUUGAUGUGUUGUGCUGCUACUUCGACUUCGAGUGCUGGUUUUCCACAGCUUGGUGCGAUGUUCACAACCCUGAUAGUUUGUGUUGGUUUGCUGUCUGUUUGUAAUAAGAGGGUGUGCGUGCAUCGGUGCACGUCAACCCAGUGUGGUGUGCGACUGAUGAACCUUAAAUUCAGCUUGGUUUGAUGUAUGUUUGUUUGACGAACCUAUAUAUCGUUUCAUUGUGAUGAGUUGUGUGAUUUGCAUGAGUUUGAUUAUUGCUUGUUGUCUACUAUAAUAUGUUGAGCUACGCUAGCAUCCUUUCAUUUUUGGUAUUUGUUUUUUCUCUUUUUGUUUUGCCAGGUCUUUCUACCAAACAUGUCUCAGAAGGUAGAAUCAUUUUGUUUCUUGGAUAGAAGAAACAUGGUACUUGCCUCUCAUUGGGUCUUAUCUAAACUGUAUGAUUUAUCCAUACUACCUGUGAUGUGCAUGCGUUUGUCUCUGUAGACUUGUUUUUUAUAUCACUGUAUUCCUCAACAGUUCAAUUUUCUUCUGUGGACUUGUUUCAGUGUAAUUCCUACCUCUGUUUCAUCUUUCAUUUACCACCAGAGGAUUGUUAGUGCGCCACAUCGCGCACUCCAUGAUUUUCGUCAGCUAAUUUGUAGUUCAGAUUGCUCUCCAAAGAGAAAUCGAUAUUGCAAGAGAAGAAAACAGAAGGACAACCCAACAAAAAGAAACGGUAUAGAUAUUUUCUUUUAGCCUUAACAAGCAAGAGCAACAUUAGUGACCUAGGGAUUUCAUAUCUGAAAAUGGGGAUGGAUUAAGGAGCAGCCUAGAAAUACCCUGAAACUGGCAGCAAUUCUUUCUAUGCUCGUUGAAGGGAAGCACAAACAUAUGGAACUGAAAACACCGUGCACAUUCAUAUAUAAAUAAGAAAAUAGCUAAGAAUCCUUCACCAGAAGUAGACGCGAAUAUCUGGUGAACGUUCGCUGGAGCAAAAUUGGCAGCAAAAGCCCGAGUUGCCAUGCCAAAACAACUAAAAAUGCCAAGCUUUUGUUAGGGACUUGCCAUCUACGGGAGGGAAACUUGCCAUGUGUAUGGAAGAAUUGCCAACGAACACAUUUAUUUAUUUUUUGAAGAAAAAAAUACCAACCGUUUGAUUCCAGUCACACGGCUGUGCGGGCGUUCGCUGCGGAACCCAGCAAACGUUCGCUGGUUAACAUUUCUUUAACCAAAGGGGGGUCAUCAGCAGAACCACAAAGCAUCCAAGCAGAAGAGAGCAAAAGGAAAGGAAGCAGUGCAUAAGCAGAGGAGUUAGCUGUGAAAUCAUAGGAUAGCAGGCAUGAGUUUCAGCCCAAGGAACAGAGAACCAGAAGGAAGGAAUGAUCUUCAGCUAUAACUGAAUUCAAGGAGUACCCUUAUUCAUCUCGAGCUAUAACUGAAUUCAAGGAGUUUAAAUCGAAAGACAAGAGGAAAGUACCAAUUACCAACCGCAUUGGCAGCAUGGAAGUAUCACGCCACAGUUUCACCUUUGGUCGUUCACGCGCUCACACAGCAAUCUUAUUAGAAGGUUGCGUAUGCAUUUUGUAAGCAUUCGUCAAGCUACUAAACCAACAGGAUACUGAUUACGGAUAAUGCAGAGCAGCUCUACCAUAUGCUGAUCACUAAAGUUCGAUAGUUUACUAUGAAAAAAAGGAUUUAACGGGUCCUCUAGUUACAGCUUACAAGUAGCUAGUGACCUCAGCUGUGGAAUUAAAUCCAUAUGGACAAAAUGCUCCUGACAUGCAUUUAGGUAAAAGAUGGUGUGGUUUCAAUGAUGCGGGAAUCAGAAGCAAACUAAGAAAACUACUGUAUAUAAUAUAAAAAAUAAACUAUUAGCAAGAUUCUCAAUAUAUAGAUAAAACAUGAAGAUGUUUAAUCUUCUGUAGAGCAGGAAGAAUCAUCGUGGCCUCCACAUUUAGGCAAUCACCAAUAUAUAGUUUGUGAGAAGAUAGCACUCACUUAAAUUUAGCUAACUCAAAGCGAUGUGCCAUAUCACAAAUCUGGAGUUGUUAUAUGUGUAAAGAUUGUUGUCACUGGCAAAUAAAACACAAUAUUGGCUGAGAGCAGAAAGAAAUAGCACAGUGCAUAGUGCGCAAACGCAAUGUGCUGAACAGAAUCUAACUGCAACUAAAUAACUUGUGCCAGACCCUGAGUCCAAUGAAAUUCAGAUGAGACGACUGACUUCAGGUAACCUUUCUGCUACUGAAUACAGAUGCAAAGCAGAAUGUUUUCAUUGGCAAACAGAACGAAAUAAAAUACAUGCUUCACCAAGAUUACCUCUCAAGUUAUUAAAAACAAUCAUCGCAGUUGUCAUCCGUUAUGCGGAGGACAUACGGUUGAGUCGAUUGAUGUGAAUUUUGAGAUGAACUUUUUAGUUUGCAGAAAGUUAGGGGGUCUGAUGGGACAAGCAUUUAAACAACUGAUGCAAUAUAACAAAAAGCACCGCACAAGCAUUUUGCUAGUAGUUAAGCGCAAAGAGCAACAUUUCCCCAAUAAAACGAAGAGAAUGAUAAAAGGGAGAUGAUGGCAACCAGUUUAGAAAAACAUUGUAGUGAGAGUGGUAACUAGUUUGAAGAAAAUUGUAAAUAAGAAUCAAACUAGUCUGAAGAACAUCAUAAACAAAGACACAUUUAAAAAUCAAUUGGGGAAAGCAGUGCCAAAGCGGUAAA